Molecule: messenger RNA, 2192 nt
Organism: Morus notabilis
Lineage: Eukaryota; Viridiplantae; Streptophyta; Magnoliopsida; Rosales; Moraceae
Product: ATPase family AAA domain-containing protein FIGL1
Exons: 13
Coding region: 5-1969 (654 amino acids)
Molecular function (GO): ATP binding; ATP hydrolysis activity
Source: RefSeq, a predicted model, not a curated record
GGUUAUGACGGCAGCGGAGGAGUUGUCCUGGCGGAAGCAAGUGGACGACAACCUCAAGAGGCUCCAUUCGCUCCUCUUCGGCGCCGAAGCCGCCCUCGAGAGGCGCGACUUCUCGGCGGCUCAUGUCCUGGGGCUCCGCCUCCUUGGCUUCCUCGACUCCCAAUCUCUCUCCGACCUUGACCACUCCUUCCUCCGUCCCAUCCGCCGCCAAGCUCUCUCCAAUGUCGAUUCCGCUCGCCGCGCCCUCGUUCACGAUUCCGAUCGAAAAGCAUUUGAGCUGGCAAAGAAAGCUCCUGGAUGUGUUUUCAGCACAGGAGUAGAUAUUGACAUUGAGAAGAUUAAGCAGUCGAAAUACUUUCGAGCUCUUGUUCAGCAGCCAAGGGGAAUGGCUGUAAAUGAAUUGGAAGAUCAAUUGAAGACGAAGGAUAAGUUGAGUAGCAAGGUGUUGAAAACUACGAAUCAAGCAAAAAUGAAAUUGUUCAGAAACAACAUCUCAAGGGAAGGUAAUGGCACAUCCAAGAACUAUUUGACCUCUGGAAGUAGCAGUUGCGGGGACUGCAUUAUGGUAGAAAAGCCGAUGCCAUUUAACAAGCAAAUCAAAGGUCAAACUUCCUUGUCUUAUCAAAAAGCCAAAGAGGAAGAAAGAGCUUAUGGAAAUGCCCUGGGAGCAAAACGUGUGCAGGUGGACAUUAGUAGCCCCAAGAUGAAUUCCCCCUCAAGCACUGAAGAAAAUGCUGCCGCUAAUGGCAAUGGAUUUGUGACUGCGAAAGCAAAAUUAGAAAUGGAUGCAAGGCAAAGAAGAGGGUUAUCUGGAUCACCAAAUUCUUCUGUCUCUCUACAGAGUGAUGGUAAUGCAUCAAGGGGUUAUGGUGGGAGACCAUAUGGGUUUUCACGCCGCGGUGUUCAUGGUAAUUUUAUUCCCCCUAUCAGAUCCAAUAGUGGCAACUCAGGAAAUGUGACCUCACGAAUUGCUGGAAAGACUGAGGACACAUUAGAUGACACAACAAAGAGAUGUUUGGACAUGCUAUGUGGUCCUGAUGGCGAGCUUCCAGAAAAAUUAAGAAAUCUGGAGCCUCGUCUCCUUGAACAUGUUAGCAAUGAGAUUAUGGACAAGGAUCCCAAUGUUCGUUGGGAUGAUAUUGCUGGUCUGGAGCAUGCUAAAAAAUGUGUGACAGAAAUGGUGAUAUGGCCUUUAUUACGUCCUGAUAUAUUUAGAGGAUGUCGUUCUCCUGGAAAAGGACUUCUUCUCUUUGGUCCACCAGGAACAGGCAAAACAAUGAUUGGAAAAGCCAUAGCUGGAGAGGCGAAAGCUACCUUCUUUUACAUAUCUGCCAGUUCACUGACGAGCAAGUGGAUUGGAGAGGGUGAAAAACUAGUGAGGGCCCUAUUCGGAGUUGCCAGUUGUCGUCAGCCGGCUGUGAUUUUCGUUGAUGAAAUUGAUUCACUUCUAUCUCAGCGCAAGUCAGAAGGUGAGCAUGAAUCAAGUAGAAGGCUUAAAACACAAUUCCUAAUCGAAAUGGAAGGGUUUGACAGUGACAGUGAACAAAUUCUGCUUAUAGGAGCGACAAAUCGACCCCAAGAACUUGAUGAAGCGGCACGGAGGCGACUUACUAAGAGACUUUAUAUCCCUUUACCUUCACCAGAAGCGAGAGCCUGGAUUGUACAAAAUCUUCUAGAGAAGGAUGGACUAUUCAAACUUGAAAAGGAGGACAUUGAUACCAUUUGCAAAUUAACCGAAGGGUAUUCAGGUUCAGACAUGAAAAACUUGGUGAAGGAUGCGUCAAUGGGUCCGCUGAGAGAGGCUUUAAAACAAGGCAUAGAAAUAACAAAGCUGAAAAAGGAGGAUAUGCGACCAGUAACUCUUCAGGACUUCGAGCAUGCAUUGCAAGAGGUGAGGCCUUCAGUUUCCUUGAAUGAACUUGGCACCUAUGAGGACUGGAAUAAGCAAUUUGGAAGCUUGUCACUCUAAGGCUUAAAUUUUAUAAUUCAAAUUAAGAUUGUAAUAUCACAUUGUUGAUGGAUAUCUAAUAUCCACCACCACCUUCUUAAUUCGGAAAAAUUACUAUUAUAAUGAUCAUAAAGUGGCCUAGCAGGAGGCUCAUAGCCCUUCUAUAGCAAUAGCCGUUGAAAAAGGUUGAUUUACCAACUGCCUGAGGAAUCGAUGACUAAGCUAUGAUCCUGCUUUAAAUAAA